AGUACUGUUGAAGUUGGAGCCCAUACCUUCAAAAACAGCUCUUUUCUAAAUUUCUUUUUGAGGUUCUCUCUGAGUCUGGCCCUUCCUUCCGUAGUGCCCUUCCAUUUCAGUCACAGAAGUAUCUAGAGCCGAUAGAAGAUGGAGAAAAUGAAUUCAUCCGGGUUGGCAAGGACAAAAUCGGAUCAAUCAGUGGUGGAGACAGUACUGGCGGCGGCAUUUAAGUCACCAACAUCAAGUGAAGCGGUGGGAGCGUCGGUGGAGAGUGGCGGGGCCCUGUCGAGGAAGUCUAGUAGGCGGAUGAUGGCUGUAUCACCAGGGCGCAGUGGUAGCAGCAGCAGAAACGCACACAUUAGGAAGUCUAGGAGUGCCCAAAUGAAGCUAGACUUUGAUGAAGUGAGCAGCGGUGCAGCUCUCAGCCGAGCCUCCAGUGCCAGCUUGGGCUUCUCAUUCUCCUUCACCGGAUUCACUGUGCCUCCUGAUGAAAUAGCCGACUCCAAGCCGUUUAGCGACGAUGAUAUUCCUGAGGAUCUUGAGGCUGGCACACGCAGGCCGAGGCUUCAAACAGAACCAACAUUGCCAAUCUAUCUCAAGUUCACAGAGGUGACUUACAAGGUAACUCUCAAAGGAAUGAGAACAACAGAGGAGAAGGAAAUCCUAAAUGGGAUUUCCGGUUCAGUGAAUCCUGGGGAGGUUUUGGCAUUAAUGGGACCUUCAGGAAGUGGAAAGACGACACUCCUAAAUCUUCUCGGCGGCAGGUUGAUUCAGCCCACCGUUGGUGGUUUAGUCACUUACAAUGACCAGCCUUAUUCCAAGUUCCUGAAAAGCAGGAUAGGGUUUGUAACACAAGACGACGUUCUGUUUGCUCACCUUACAGUGAAGGAAACACUGACAUAUGCAGCCCUCCUACGACUCCCAAAGACAUUGACAAGAGAGCAAAAGGAAAAACGAGCAAUAGAUGUUAUCUAUGAACUAGGCUUGGAGAGGUGCCAAGACACUAUGAUUGGAGGCUCCUUUGUCCGUGGAGUGUCAGGUGGUGAAAGGAAAAGAGUUAGUAUUGGGAAUGAGAUUAUUAUCAACCCGUCCCUUCUGUUUCUUGAUGAACCAACCUCCGGUCUGGAUUCUACCACUGCUUUAAGGACUGUCCAGAUGUUACACGACAUUGCAGAGGCCGGUAAAACAGUGUUAACAACGAUUCACCAGCCGUCAAGCAGACUCUUCCACAAAUUUGACAAGUUAAUCCUUCUUGGGAAAGGGAGCUUGCUCUACUUCGGAAAAGCAUCGGAAGCAAUGGUGUAUUUCUCAUCCAUAGGAUGUUCUCCCUUGAUCGCCAUGAAUCCAGCAGAGUUCUUGCUAGACCUUGCAAAUGGAAACCUUCAUGAUGUAUCCGUACCAUCAGAACUAGAGGACAAAGUGCAGAUGGGGAAUUCAGACGCUGAAAUACAGAACGGGAAACCAUCUCCUGCUGUUGUGCAUGAGUAUCUGGUGGAGGCCUACGAGACACGAGUAGCAGAAAAUGAAAAGAAGAAACUUCUGAUUCCUAUACCGCUUGACGAAGAUGUCAAAUUGAAGGUUUCUUAUCCAAAGCGACAAUGGGGGGCAAGCUGGUGGGAACAAUAUUCCAUAUUGUUCUGGAGAGGAAUCAAAGAACGGCGGCAUGAGUAUUUUAGCUGGUUGAGAAUCACUCAAGUUCUCUCUACUGCAUUUAUCUUGGGAUUACUGUGGUGGCAGUCUGAUAGUAACAGCCCCAAAGGCGUGCAAGAACAGGCAGGACUGCUUUUCUUCAUCGGUGUCUUCUGGGGAUUCUUUCCCGUCUUCACAGCGAUCUUCACAUUCCCUCAAGAAAGAGCCAUGUUGAGUAAAGAAAGAGCGGCUGACAUGUACAGACUAAGUGCAUAUUUUGUGGCUAGAACUACAAGCGACCUUCCACUUGACCUGGUACUACCAGUAUUAUUCCUUCUUGUUGUCUAUUUCAUGGCAGGCUUGAGACUCAGCGCUGGUCCCUUUUUCCUAAGCCUGCUUACAGUCUUCCUAUGCAUUGUGGCAGCUCAGGGAUUAGGACUAGCUAUAGGGGCUACAUUGAUGGACUUAAAGAGGGCAACCACCCUGGCUUCCGUAACUGUGAUGACCUUCAUGCUAGCUGGUGGGUUCUUUGUGCAGAAAGUUCCAAUAUUCAUUUCUUGGAUCCGCUAUCUGUCUUUCAACUACCACACGUUCAAGCUGCUUCUCAAGGUGCAGUAUGAACACAUCACGCCCACCAUAAAUGGGAUGAGAAUAGACAAUGGUAUUACAGAGGUCAGUGCCCUGGUAGCCAUGGUUUUUGGUUACCGUCUACUGGCAUACCUUUCUUUGCGGAGGAUGAAACUCCAAUCUGGAGCUUAAAAAAUUGAGCAUCGAUCUGGACAGCUUCUUGCAAAGACUGGAGUGUCAAUGUGAGUUGAAAUGCUAGCGAGAUUGAUCGAUGUGAAGACUCAUCUCCUAUAGAUGACAUUAAAGAGAUGCUACACGUUCCCAUAGGCGUGCAAGUCAAUUUCAUUUCUUUGCAUUGUCCCCAAAGAUGUCCUAAGAAAUUCUCAAGCUCAUGUUAACACGCCGUCUUAAUUUUGAAGCAAUAGUUUUGUGUUAAUUCUAAUUGACUACAACUUAUGUGCAAACACUAGAUUUGUAUAACCAUAACUACUAUUUAUCAA
Molecule: messenger RNA, 2687 nt
Organism: Juglans regia (Persian walnut)
Lineage: Eukaryota; Viridiplantae; Streptophyta; Magnoliopsida; Fagales; Juglandaceae
Product: ABC transporter G family member 22-like
Exons: 11
Coding region: 139-2379 (746 amino acids)
Cellular component (GO): membrane
Molecular function (GO): ABC-type transporter activity; ATP binding; ATP hydrolysis activity
Source: RefSeq, a predicted model, not a curated record